AUGUCUGAAACUGAUAAAGUAACCGAACAAUUACAAAAAACUUACUUGGACGACGUCACCGGUGAGUACGUUUCCAAAAGUGAAUUGAAAAAAAGACAAAAAAUCAGAUCUAUUGAAGCCAGAAAAGCUGAAAAAUCUGCCAAUAAUGUCGCCAAACCAAAAGCUACUAAAAAAGACCAAUUAGCUGAUUUAAACCCAAAUCAAUAUUUCGAAAUCAGAUCAAGACAAGUUAAUGAAUUAAGAGAAGAAAAUUUACUUGAUAAUUCCAAAUUUAAUCCUUAUCCUCAUAAAUUUAACGUUACUACCAGAUUACCUGAAUUUUUAGCUAAAUAUGGUAACUUAACUAGAGGUGAAACUUUAAAAGAUAUUGAAGUUUGUGUUAGUGGUAGAAUUAUGAGUAAAAGAGAAAGUGGAUCUAAAUUGAAAUUCUAUGUAUUAAAAGGAGAUGGAGUACAAAUUCAAAUUAUGGCCCAAGCUCAAGAUUGUGAAUCAAUUGAAAUGUAUGAAAAAAUGCAUGAAUAUCUUAGAAGAGGGGAUAUUAUUGGAAUUACUGGAUAUCCUGGUAGAACAUCCCCUGCUAAAGGAGGUGAAGGAGAGAUCUCAGUGUUUGCUAAAAAAGUUCAAUUAUUAACCCCAUGUCUUCAUAUGUUACCAACUGAACAUUUUGGUUUUAAAGAUCAAGAACAACGUUAUAGAAAAAGAUAUUUGGAUUUAAUCAUUAAUGAUAAUGUUAGAGAUAGAUUUAAAGUAAGAUCAGCUAUCAUCAAAUAUAUUAGAAAAUUCUUAGAUAAUAGAGAUUUUAUUGAAGUUGAAACUCCAAUGAUGAAUAUUAUUGCUGGUGGAGCUACUGCUAAACCUUUUAUUACUCAUCAUAAUGAUUUAAAUCUUGAUAUGUAUAUGAGAAUUGCUCCGGAAUUAUUCCUUAAAGAAUUAGUUGUUGGUGGUAUGGAUAGAGUUUAUGAAAUUGGUAGACAAUUUAGAAAUGAAGGUAUUGAUAUGACUCAUAAUCCUGAAUUUACUACUUGUGAAUUCUAUCAAGCUUAUGCUGAUGUUUAUGAUUUGAUGGAUAUGACCGAAUUAUUAUUUAGUGAAAUGGUUAAAGAAAUUACUGGAGAUUAUAAAAUUAUGUAUCAACCUGAUGGUCCAGAAGGUAAAGAAUUAACUAUUGAUUUCUCAAGACCUUGGAAAAGAAUUAAUAUGAUUGAAGAAUUAGAAAAAAUUUUCAAUGUUAAAUUCCCUGCUGGUGAUCAAUUACAUACUGAAGAAACUGGUAAAUUCUUAAAACAAAUUUUAAUUGAUAAUAAAUUAGAUUGUCCACCUCCUUUAACUAAUGCUAGAAUGUUGGAUAAAUUAGUUGGGGAAUUAGAAGAUGCUUCAAUUAAUCCAACAUUUAUCUUUGGUCAUCCACAAAUGAUGUCUCCUUUAGCUAAAAGAGAUAGAGAAAUUCCUGGAUUAUGUGAAAGAUUUGAAGUUUUCGUUGCUACUAAAGAAAUUUGUAAUGCUUAUACUGAAUUGAAUGAUCCUUUUGAUCAAAGAGCAAGAUUUGAAGAACAAGCAAGACAAAAAGCUCAAGGUGAUGAUGAAGCUCAAAUGGUUGAUGAAACUUUCUGUAAUGCUUUAGAAUAUGGUUUACCACCAACUGCUGGUUGGGGUUGUGGUAUUGAUAGAUUAGCUAUGUUUUUAACUAAUUCUAAUACUAUUAGAGAAGUUUUAUUAUUCCCAACUUUAAAACCUGAUGCUUUUGUUAAAGGUGAAGAUAAAUCAGAAAAUUAA
This is a messenger RNA of Yamadazyma jaroonii, 1773 nucleotides long. The record is from the annotation of a GenBank genome assembly. NCBI's taxonomy places the organism in Eukaryota, Fungi, Ascomycota, Pichiomycetes, Serinales, Debaryomycetaceae.